AUGCCUAAGCUUUGUCUUCAGCGCACCUUCAUCGACGAAGAAGAUGAGAUGCCCCGAUUGCCUCGAUUUCGUAGCUGCCCGGAUCUUGUUGAACGUACCAAGUGGAGCGAGUGGCGGAGCCAGUAUCAGGUGCUCACGUUGCGGGAGCGAUCGGAGAAGAUUAAAGAUGAGCAGAAUGUGACGAUCCAAGUUGCCGAGCCAGGCGCAUCGGAGGGGAGCUAUGGACAUCCUGAAGUAUGUCGCCGACCCUGCAUUCUGUUUGUUCGAGGAACUUGUCAGAAGGGUGCUGCCUGCGGCUUUUGCCAUGGUCAACAUACACAAAAACCCGCAAGCUUGGACAAGCAGCAGCGGGAUGCCAUGGACAAAUGGCCAGCAGAAAGGUUGCUGGAAGUGGUGCUUCCCUGUUUGCAACAAAAGGUGGAGAAGAUACACCUUCCAGCAGCCAAUGAUCUUCUUGAGCUUGUUGAACGAGAGCUGGCUAUUCGCAGCUGGGGCCAACCCAGUAUCCCCAAAACUCCUCGCAGGAUCUGCUAUGCCUGUGGGCGUAUGUCUCUCUCGGCAUUGGUCGGUUUGAUUGGCUCAAGGAUCACCAGUGGCCAAUUUCCCAAGGUUCUGAAGAAGGCUCUCAAAGCUUUGCGUGAGGAUAUCAAGGAGUUAGAUUUGCAAAUUGAAGAGGACAAGAUUUGA
Messenger RNA from Durusdinium trenchii, 687 nucleotides. NCBI's taxonomy places the organism in Eukaryota, Dinophyceae, Suessiales, Symbiodiniaceae. The record is from the annotation of a GenBank genome assembly.